Messenger RNA from Meleagris gallopavo (turkey), 3593 nucleotides. NCBI's taxonomy places the organism in Eukaryota, Metazoa, Chordata, Aves, Galliformes, Phasianidae. The record is from RefSeq and is a predicted model, not a curated record.
CUUCUCUUUCCACGGGAGGAGUUUGUUGCUGGGCCGAGUGUGUGGGUGCAGCGUUGGACAGAGGGACGGCGCAACCCGGGCGCUGGGAUGGGUGCCUGCCUGGUUUGGGGCAGAUAUUGGGGAUUGCGUGGGGCCACCAGGGCCAUCCCCGCCAGGAAGCAGCCAACAGGCCUGCCCUGCCGAGUGCAGAGGGAACAUUUAGCAAGGCAGGUCCUGGCUUUGGCUCCGCGUGGCAACCCCCUUCUGUUUCCUAAUUAGCAGAGUGCAGAGCAGAUUCUCUUUGCGGGUGGUGCUGCAACUUUGCACAGGAUCACCUGGCGCUGGGAGUUGUCCCCCGGCUGCCCACAGCUGCCCUGUGCUGCACAGGGAUGAUUGGCUCAGAGGGAGCAAAGCAGCAGCUACGUGAUGCAGGUGAAUGUGUGGAGGGCUCUGUGCACCUGCUGGGAGCCCUGGCAGCACUGCAGGCGGGAGGCAGCUCAGCCCUUCCUCGCCCAAUGGACGAAGGAUGUUUUGCAGCACCCAGGGGCUCCGACACCCAAAUCUCAGUGCUUUCUGUGGUGGCUACGGGAAAGGCUCCAGCCCACAGGGGUUUUGUUCUGUAGGAAUAAACCAAAUCCCUCAUGGCCUUCUCAGUGAGUUGUGCUGAGUGCUUCGUGGCUUGCACUGAUGACUCACCAUGGAAGGUCUGUGUCCCUCCUCCCCCCCCAGCUUUGGUUCUCCAGCAAGAGCAAACAAUUGCCAAAAGCUUGCGCACUGUGAGGGCCCUAAUCCCUUUCCCCUUGUGUCUCUUUCAUCUCCAGUCAAACCAGGAAAGUGGUACUAGACCUUCCUUACCCAGUUAAAUGUAGAGGCUGCUCCUCCAAGGCACGUCUCGGUUCAGCCGUAGCCUUUGGUUUCCCCACCACAGCAGCAUGGUGCCUCCGGGGAAAAAGCCGGCUGGGGAAACUUCCAAUUCCAAUAAAAAGUGUAAGCGCUAUUUCAAUGAGCACUGGAAGGAAGAAUUUACCUGGCUGGAGUUUGACUAUGAGAGGAAACUCAUGUUUUGCAUAGAGUGUCGGCAGGCGCUGGUGAAGAACAAACACGGGAAAGCAGAGAACGCCUUCACCGUGGGCACGGACAACUUCCAGCGGCACGCGCUGCUGCGGCACGUCACCUCGGGCGCGCACCGCCAGGCGCUGGCCGUCAAUCGGGAGCAGCUGCCCUGCGAGGCCCGCGGGCACACGGGGCUGCGCUCGGUGCUGAAGGUGGAGGUGAACCCGGCCAAGGUGGCCGUCCUCACCACGGUGUAUUGGAUGGCCAAGGAGGAGAUCCUGGACGAGAAGUGCUCCUCGCUGCUGGACCUGCAGAAGUUCAACCUGUGCCAGGCGCUGCUCGCCUCCGAGCACAGCGAGCGCUACCGCGCCGGCAGCCUCCGGGACAUGCAGGCAGCGAUGGCCAAGGUCUUGCACAACGAGGACCGGCACCGCAUCAAGGCCUCGCCGUUUGUCGGGCUGGUGGUGGAUGAGACGGUGGACGCAAUGGAGCACCGCAGCCUGGCCGUGUUCAGCACCACCGUGUCCCCCUGCAGCGGGCAGACCUCUGCCACCUUCCUGGGCAGCUUUGAGCUGCCGGCCGGUGAGGCCGCCACGGUGACGGGCAAAGUGGGUGAGGUGCUGCGCGCCUUCGGCAUCCCGGCCGUGAAGCUCACCUGGCUGAGUGCCCACAGCGCAUCGCUGGGGGCUGAGCGGCGCAGCGGGGCCGGCACUGCGCUCAGCUCGCUCUGCCCGCUGCUCACCGAGAUGCACUGCCUGUCCCACGGCAGCUCCCUGCUGCCCACCCUCAGCAGCCUCAGCAUCGAGUACCUCCAGAAGUACGAGACCACGGUGGACGCCAUCUACAGGCUCUACUCCAGCCCCACGGGGGAAAGCGGCGGGCUGCAGGAGCUGUGGAGCGUUCUGGACCUCUGUGAGAUUGACCUCGGCAGCCCCAGGGCCAUCUGCUGGACUUCCAUCUUCCCAGCCGUGGAGGCCAUCGACUCCUCGUGGCCCACGCUGGUGCUGCUGCUGGAAAGUGAGGCGGAGCGGUCGCCCGUGGCCCUCGGCCUCUGCCAGGAGCUCAAGAAGUUCCACUUCGUGGCCUUCACCAAGAUCCUGCUGGACGUCCUCCCCAUCUUCCAGAAGCUCAGCCGCUUCUUCCAGAUCGAGGACUUCGACCUCUCCAUCCUGAAGCCCAUCGUCUCCGCCACGGCCACCACCCUGCAGGCUCAGAAGGGCUCCAGUGGCCAGAACCUGCAGGAGUUCCUCAACGCCAUGACUGAGCACCCGCAGGGCGAGCGGGAGGGCGAGAGCCGGCUCUACUACAAGGGUGUGCAGUUGGCCAACUGCUCCCCAGGGCACCUGCGGCACUUCGAGCACCUGAAGGACUCCUACCUGGAGAGCGUGCGGGGCAGCCUGCUGGACAGGUUCCCCAGCGGCGUCCUGGAGGCCGUCAGCUCCUUCUCGGCCAUCUUCAACCCCAAGUGCUACCCCCAGACUCUGGAGGACAUUGGCGCCUAUGGGGUCAGCGAGCUGAACUUCCUCCUGCAGGCGUAUUCCCAGGUGGUGGUCAGCGAGAGGGCCCUGAGCGACUUCCCCCUCUUCAAGCGGAUCGUCUUCAGCCUCAGCCAGCUGUCCUUCAGGGACCUCUGCGUCAAGCUGGUCUACAGCAGCUCCGAGAUGCACGAGCUCUUCCCGGACUUCGCCGUCCUCGCAGCCAUCGCCUUGGCCUUACCGCUGGGUUCGGUGCUCGCCAAGAAGAUCAGCCGGGGCCGGGAGCUGCUGAAGCGCGGCCAGUCGCGCUGCACCAAGGACGAGGGGCUCUCCAACCUCAUGAAGAUCGCCAUCGACGGGCCGGCCAUCGACGAGUUUGACUUUGCGUUGGCCAUUGAGUACUAUGAGAGCAUGAGGGAGUCCGGCUUCAUCAAGACACAGGUGAAGUGACUGGUGGGCAGCGGAUGCAGAGCCCUGCGGGCAGGAGCCAGUCUUACAGCAGCCCCAAGCAUCACCACCAGCCGUCAUCGUCACAGAGGUGCCAGCCACCAUUGGUACCAGAUGCUGGUCCCACUGCCGCCCCUUCCUUCAUCCCCUAAAUUCACAUCUGGGUCGCAGGGGUUACAGUCUGGGUGGUUCCUGUUGGUGUCACCGUGGCUCGCAUCCCACCACGCUGUCAGGGCUUUCUGGGGUUUUGGCUUUUGUUUUAUGAUUGGAGGUGAAAGCAAAUCUUCUCUUGAGCUCACGUUGCCUUUGCACAAUACCUGGCAGCUUAUCCAUAAUACUCUGCAAAAAUAUCUGAUUUUUGAUAUUUUGGAGCCUUGAGAAGGAAUGCAGGAAGGCAGUGCAUCCCUGCAUGAAGCCCCGCAGUGCCCGGCGCUGCCUCGUAGGUGUCCUCACCCACAGCACACCACGUUUCAACAGCAGCAUCGAGUCCUGAUCAUUUCAAAAGCAACGACGUCGAGAUUGAUAUUGUGAUCGCCGGGGAAACAGUGACUUUUAAAUGCAUCAUUGUGUAUAUACGUGAAUGUAGAUAUAUAUAAAUAUAUAUAUAAAUAUAUAUAUUAAAAGAUCCACCUUUUGUAU